Molecule: messenger RNA, 1200 nt
Organism: Aphanomyces astaci
Lineage: Eukaryota; Oomycota; Saprolegniomycetes; Saprolegniales; Verrucalvaceae
Exons: 6
Coding region: 1-1200 (399 amino acids)
Source: RefSeq, a predicted model, not a curated record
AUGAUGUCAAACAACAUGGUCCAUGUGCUGCAGCAGCGAGAAAGGCGCGGCAAUCCGCGGCGACUGGCGAUGUCUCGAAGGACAUGCUGGAGCGUAGACGAUGUCUUGUCCGUGGAAGAGCAUGCUGUGCUGCUCGGAUUCAGCAACAGUGGGCGAUACCUCAUGUACUACAAGUCUUGCGACCAAGGGCUGCUGCAGGUGUAUUGGCGAAUAUUCAAUCCGUCUUCGACUCCAUUGGUGUCCCCAGGCACGGCGUUGGCCAUCUCAGUUGGGCCGUGUGCAGCGUCAUCGCUGCAGAACUGUGCAUAUGACGACGACAUGGAGCUUCGCGUAUGGGAAAGCAUCGAUGAAUCCCUCGUGGUGGCUAUCUCGAAUUCAGGUCGACGUCCAGGGACAGCAUUCCACGUGACAGUGUCCUGCGGUCCGUCGGCACCUCGUUCAUCCGUGAUCGGCGCGCUUCGACUUACCCUCUCCACGACCAUGUCAAUUCCUGAAUGCUGGUUCUUCGUUUCGUCGACAUCCCAGCUCGUGUUCCACGUCGGAAGUUCCUUGCUCCUCUUCUCCCUCAACUGCGGCAACCGCCGUGCCCCCAUGCUUCCCCAUUCGACCAAGCCAUGGUACUACGCGUCCGAGUUUCCCGUCGAGGUCGUCGCAGUGCCGACGGACGGUACGCAUCCUGUCACGACCACCAGUGAUCAUCCCACCAAACUCCUCCUGCAGUGUGCGCUGGAAUCCACGUUUGACGUCGAAGUGUUUCUGCAGAGUCUCUUGGACUCUUCUCCCACACUUCGUUCGUUCCAUCUCCACGACUACGACCUCCGCCACCUCUGUGUGGCAGACUCGACAUGGCUGUACAUGUGCGUCGUGGCGGCCCUCGACCAAGACGGCGGCAGUCGUUGUCGUCGUCGCGUCGGCAUCUUCUUCGCAUGGAACGUCCUCGACGGCUCGUUUCAAACCCUGCGCCUCGUCUCGGUGCCUCUCCACACCCCGUUGAACACCGCCUCGGACGCGAUGCUGCUUCGGUGCCGCCGCGCCAUCUCGUCCAUCCAAGCCACUACUCAUCCCCCCACGACUUGUUCCAACUCUUCUUGGUCCAGUUCUGUCCCGUCGUUCAACAUGUGGACCAACGCCGGUGUGCUUUGCGGCACGUCUGUCGGCCGCCUCGACAACCCCGCGUGGCCGUACGCCAUCUCCAGAUGA